Molecule: messenger RNA, 999 nt
Organism: Hibiscus syriacus
Lineage: Eukaryota; Viridiplantae; Streptophyta; Magnoliopsida; Malvales; Malvaceae
Exons: 4
Coding region: 1-999 (332 amino acids)
Source: RefSeq, a predicted model, not a curated record
AUGGAACUUCCACCUAUUUUCAUCAAUUGGAUUAAAGCUUGUUACUCAGAAGUAAGAUACUCCAUCUCUUUCAAUGGCAGUCUGAUUGGCUACUUCAAGGGUGCCAUGGGUAUAAGGCAGGGUGACCCCCUAUCUCCUCUAUUAUUUGCCCUCUCAAUGAAUGUGCUAUCCAGACUUCUUAAUUUAGCUGCGACACGAGAUGAUCUCCUAAUCUUUUGUAAAGGAACUGUAGAAUUUGUUAUAGGAGUCAUCAGUGUCCUAGAUAAAUUCUAUGAAAUGUCUGGACUUCAGCUUAAUGCGGCCAAAUGUGAAUUUUACGCUGUUGGUAUCCCUAUUAAUAAUAUAGAGACUAUACAUAGAAUCACGAGUUUCACACAUGGAAGCUUACCUGUGAGAUACUUAGGGGUACCUCUAGUAACGAGAAAACUUUCUGAAAAGGAUUGUGGACUCCUCAUUGAAAAAAAUCAAAGCCAAGCUCCAUCACUGGUCAGGAUUAAGCAACUAUGUUCUCGUUUUCUCUGGAAAGGUUCAGACAAGGCUGCUACUGGCGCUAGACUCAUUAGAAACAUCUUAGCAGGAGAGGGCUCACUGUGGGUUGCUUGGAUCAAAUCCUACGUGUUAAAAGAUAGAGACUUUUGGCACUCAGAAGGUGGAACUAAUGCUAGUUGGAGCUCCAGGAAACUAUUAAAACUUAAAAGAGAAGCACAAACUGUUUUUUCUACAGGAGCAAUGAUGACUCGCGCCAUUUGGGAUGAGAUUAGAGUAAAGAGGGACAAAGUUAUUUGGCAUAAUCUAAUUUGGUUUCCUCUUCACAUACCAAAACACAGCAUGAUUGCUUCGAUGGCUAUCUUGGACAGACUGCCAACUAGGAAUACGCUUCAACGUAUGAGCAUUAUAACAGAUGGCUUGUGUGUUCUGUGCAAUGAGGACCGGGAGACAAGAGACCAUCUAUUCCUUGAAUGUCCUCUAGCGGUUUCUCUUUGGAAAGCCAUUCUGUAA